CGAGACCGCAGUUGUCUUCAUCACUCCCAUCAAAGCAAUCGACAUUUCCAUCACAAACAUCCUCCUUCUCCACACACUGUCCAUCAUCACACUCGGACUGGUAACUAUAGCAAUAGCCUGACAGAAAAAACAAUAGAAAGUCAAGAACAACAACGCUGCAGGGUUAGUCCUCAUUUCAUUGGUGUACUUAGAGAGGGCGUUCCACUGUAUCAACAACACAAGCAAACUAUAAACACCAAAGACAACUCAAGGUAUAUAUAUAGGCCUCUAAGAUCGACAAUUCUCCAUUGCCUAAUGUGUUAUUUAUUCGGAGGUAAAAAUAGGCUUACAGUUGAUUUAUUAGGACAGCGCCCAACACCCACACAAUACAAUAAUAGCUAACCACUGCAGUAAGCUUCGUCACUUCCAUCGUAACAAUCAUCAUCUCCGUCACACACGUAUCUUUCGUCUAUGCAGCGCCCAUUGUGACACUGGUACUGAUAGGUGUAGCAGU
Molecule: messenger RNA, 493 nt
Organism: Geodia barretti
Lineage: Eukaryota; Metazoa; Porifera; Demospongiae; Tetractinellida; Geodiidae
Source: the annotation of a GenBank genome assembly